Messenger RNA from Equus caballus (horse), 6596 nucleotides. Lineage: Eukaryota; Metazoa; Chordata; Mammalia; Perissodactyla; Equidae. The record is from RefSeq and is a predicted model, not a curated record.
CACCGCCUUUGGCUUUCCUAGAAAUUGGCAAGUAGAUAGUACUGGGGCAGAGGGCGGGGGAGGGGGAGGUAGUAAGAAUGAAAUUUGGAGAAGGAAAGAAUUUGUACCUAAUAAUGAAAUAUAUUAAAAUGGUUAAUUUAUUACUUAUGUAUGUUUGAGAUUUUAUAGCUAAACAUUUAAAAAUUCAUAAAUUAAUUGACUUUACUGGUUUGCUUUGGCUUUCUGUAGUCAAUCUGCGAGUUGUAAAGCUUUUUGAAUUUAAAAAAUGUAUUAAGUUGGUAGGGGAAAUUAUUUUAAAUGUUAGGAUACAAUAUUAAUCAUAUUACAUAAACAAAAAUAGUGUAUACAUUUUGCCAAAUUGGGGUUAAGUGAUAUAAGAAAAAUUUUCAUGAUUUAAGAUUUAAAGUAUCCUCUUAAGGUAAUUUACCUUAGUUGUUACUCAGACCAUUAUUUCAUAUUCAGUGUAAUUGUUUGCUAUGCAACUGGAAUUUUCUUUUUUCUUUCACUGGCUUUUUUUGAGUGAGGGGGGCAGUUGAAGAAAAAUCACGGAAAGCAAUUUUCCAAAGCCUGAGUCAAGGAAAUAGUUGUUGAAGAUGGGAACAAGGCUAAAGGCCUUAUAGUUUUUUGUUAAAUUUUAUGGCUUGGCCUGCUUUAAGAGCUAAUUAUUACUAGUAUUUAUUUUGUUAGUAGCUUCUGUUUACAGAGCUACUCACAUAUAAUAGGCUGUGCUGAAUUUGACAGUUCUGGUGUGUAAUUAACUUUUAUUCGGAGCACUGACUAUGGCAUGUGUACAUGGAUUUUAGAAUUGGGUUAUUAUAGUUUCACUGUCUUUAAUAUGUAUUUUCACUGGUGGAUGGGGUAACUGCCACAUAAAAAAUUUAUCUGAAACAAUUUAAUGAGCUUUCAUAUGUAAUGUUUUAAAACAUCUUUUAGAAACCAGGCUAACAUUAAAAUAACUUAAUAUAUGUUUGCUACACUCUCAAGGCUUUGUGCUUAUUUCAGGAUGCCUAUUCUGGGAUGUCAGAAACAUUACAGUCAGAUACAGCGAGUACCAUUCUGUUAUUUUUGAAGUCGCAGAGUAGGACAUUCUGGAUUUUUUCAGAUAAAUUGAAAGUAUUUUUCCCAUGCUUGGGGGUUAGAGUAGGGUAGGGGGAAUAAAAAUGUAUUAAAGUUAAUUAUUUGCUAAAACUAUGCUUAUCUACUGAUGGGUAAGAGGACAAUGAGCCCAAAAUUGGAGAGCAAGGUGAGAAAAGAGCUGGUUAUGGUUUAGUUCUGCAUACCAAGUUCAUAUCAAUUUCGUACCAAGUAAACUGCAUGGGAAAAAAGAAAUAAGGUAGAAAGUUUAUUAAAGGGGAAUACUAGUUAUAUCAGAAAAUUAUGCCACCAGCAGCACAGGAUCUUGUGUUAUGUUAGCUCAUUACUGAAUUGUAAGAAAGAAUUUUAUCAGUGUUGCUUUGUUGGAACCUUGCUAUAUUCCCAUAGAGUUUGUCACAUAUGUGAGAAGCCCUGACCGGGAUUUGUUGUAAAUAUUCAAGGUUAUGGGCAUGUAGAGGUUCCUCUUUUUUGUUUGUUUUACUUGAUAGAGAUGAGUAAAUAUACAUGUAUUAUAAUAGCUUUUGAAUAUUUUAAUAUUACCAUUUUGAGUCAAAGUUUCACUAUUUUUGAACAUGAAAAUUUAAGCAUAUUUUUACUGCAGUUUAGUUAUAGGUAUUUUAGAACACUAACCUAUAAAGUAAUUGGUAUCAGAAAAACAUUCAUAUAUACGUUUUUUCAUUAAACUAAAUACAACAGAGAUGAGUUUAUAGAUCCUGAAGAAUGUCACGGUGAGCAUUUAAAGAUCUGAUUAUGCACUCUAAGCAAAGUAAUACUGUAUUAUUGUACUAAAAAAGAUAGCAAGUGAGUUUUAAAUAAACCAAAGGAAAGAGUUCCAGUGGAGUAAGUUCUGUAAGAGGAGAUGUUCUGUGGUGCUAUGAGCAGACUUCUGUUUACUUCACUGCUUGCAUUCUCUCCUUGAUAUUAUAGAAACAGCAGUAUGAAAAAAAUGAGAAAACCAUAGAAACAAUUUUAAGAAAAGUUUUUUCAGUUUCUUUCAAUUUGCUGGGUUUUUUAAUGCAGACAGAUUGAGAGGUUCCUAAGCUGUAUAAGUAAUGUUUGAUGUGUAGUAGUUUUAUACAUGUUAAGCAUUAGCUGUUGUUAAUAAAACAUGCCAUUUCAAAAUAAAAUAUACUUGCAUUAUACUCAUUCAAAGAUGACCUCUUUUUGUUGUUGCGUGCAUCUCAGAUUUCUUUUUAUAAAUGUUAACACUUAGAAAAAGAUAAGGUCGAACAUAACAAGGGUGUCAGCCUAAUCAUCAGUCGUAACUUUAUGUCCACAUUUUCUGGUAGAUGGAUUUUGACUAUUAAUUUGGUUUUGUAUGUUUUCUCUAUGUGAUAUUUGUGCAUUAUUAGAUGACUAGACUGGCCAAGGCAGACCUGUUACACUUGCCUGAGUUAGGCAUUGUUUGCCAUGCCACUAAACCUGCCGCCAAGUGAAACCUUCAUUGGGGAAAUGAGAUCGGAGUCUGAACCGCAGAAGAUGGACGCCCUGUCUCUGUUUUUUAUUGUUUUACUUUAAUUUCGUUUUAUUUAUUUUGUCCCUUUUUUUGUUUUUGUUUUGUUUUUGUUUUGUUAAAUCUCUUUCACUUUAACUUGUGAGCUGGUUUCCAGUUCUUUCUAAAUGGUAUUCCAUUAAGGGUUCAUAACAUUGCCUUACAGAUUAUAUUGGGAGAUGAUUAGCAGAGCUCAACCUUAAGAUAAAAUCAGUUUUCACAGUAAAUUGGGAUACAGUGUCACGAAGCUCAAUUGAUGCAGCCAACACGAACGGUUGUCAUGUGUAACACAACUUUCGAUCACCGCGAAAACACCGUCCUGGGAAAGCGUCCAUGCUUGAUAUCGUUUGGUUCAUGAACAUUAAGUUUCCAGUACAGGUAAAAUCCCAGAGGAAUCCAAAGCCCUCUCUUUAUUGGCUCCUGCUCCAACCAUGACAAGUCUGAUGCCUGGUGCAGGCUUGCUCCCCAUACCGACCCCCAAUCCCUUGACUACACUGGGUGUUUCCCUUAGUAGUUUGGGGGCUAUACCGGCAGCAGCACUAGAUCCCAACAUCGCAACACUUGGAGAGAUCCCACAGCCGCCGCUCAUGGGAAAUGUGGACCCUUCCAAGAUCGACGAGAUUAGGAGAACAGUCUAUGUUGGCAAUUUGAAUUCCCAGACAACAACAGCUGAUCAGCUACUUGAAUUUUUUAAACAAGUUGGAGAAGUGAAGUUUGUGCGGAUGGCAGGUGAUGAGACUCAGCCAACUCGGUUUGCUUUUGUGGAAUUUGCAGACCAAAAUUCUGUACCAAGGGCCCUUGCUUUUAAUGGAGUUAUGUUUGGAGACAGGCCACUGAAAAUAAAUCACUCCAACAAUGCAAUAGUAAAACCCCCUGAGAUGACACCUCAGGCUGCAGCUAAGGAGUUAGAAGAAGUAAUGAAGCGAGUACGAGAGGCUCAGUCCUUUAUCUCAGCAGCUAUUGAACCAGAGUCUGGAAAGAGCAAUGAAAGAAAAGGCGGUCGAUCUCGUUCCCACACUCGUUCAAAAUCCAGGUCUAGCUCAAAAUCCCAUUCUAGAAGGAAAAGGUCACAGUCAAAACACAGGAGUAGAUCCCAUAAUAGAUCACGUUCAAGACAAAAAGACAGACGUAGGUCUAAGAGCCCACAUAGAAAACGCUCUAAAUCGAGGGAGAGACGGAAGUCAAGGAGUCGUUCGCGCUCACGGGACAAGAGAAAAGACACCCGAGAAAAGAUCAAGGAAAAGGAAAGAGUGAAAGAAAAAGAUAGAGAAAAGGAAAGGGAUAAAGAGAGAGACAGGGAAAAGGAACGUGAAAAAGAAAAGGAACGGGGUAAAAACAAAGAUAAAGACCGGGAAAAGGACAAGGACCGGGAUAAAGACAAGGAAAAGGACAGAGAGAGAGAGCGGGAAAAAGAGCAUGAAAAGGAGCGAGACAAAGAGAAGGAAAAGGAACAGGACAAAGAAAAGGACCGAGAAAAGGACAGAUCCAAAGAGACAGAUGAGAAAAGAAAGAAGGAUAAAAAAUCCAGAACACCACCCAGAAGUUACAAUGCAUCAAGAAGAUCUCGUAGUUCCAGCAGGGAAAGGCGUAGGAGAAGGAGCAGGAGUUCUUCCAGGUCACCAAGAACAUCAAAAACCAUGAAAAGAAAGUCUUCUAGGUCUCCGUCCCCUAGGAGCAGAAAUAAGAAGGAUAAAAAGAGAGAAAAAGAAAGGGACCACAUCAGUGAAAGAAGAGAGAGAGAACGGUCAACCUCUACAAGAAAGAGUUCUAAUGACAGAGAUGGGAAGGAAAAGCUGGAGAAGAACAGCACUUCACUUAAAGAAAAGGAGCACAAUAAAGAACCAGAUUCAAGUGUGGGCAAAGAAGUAGAUGACAAGGAUGCACCAAGGACUGAGGAAAACAAAGUACAGCAAAAUGGGAGUUGUCAGCCAAAUGAAGAAAACCUCUCUACCAAAACAGAAGCAGUAUAGGACUGACAAAUGCACCUCUGAACACACGCUGGAAUAAAAUCCAAAGCUUUUAAUUCUCUCAACAAGAUGUUAAACAGUGAAGAAAUCCAGAUGAGCAUAAAAAUAUGAACUGACAGCUUUUCUAGUUGUUAGGUGACUUUGUGGCCAUCUUGUUACUGAGUAAGAAAAUAAAGCAUGGACGUGAUGAAAAUAACAGAUGUUACCCAAACCCCUCACAUUCUAGAAUCUGUGCAUUUCCAUGGUGGCUGACACACUUGUUGUGUGGUUUGUUAGUGUUUGCCGAGAACCAUUACAAAGAAAUGGGACAGCAAAGAUUCAAAUUUGGAUUAUCCAUAAAGACUGAAGAUAAGCAUUGGAGGCUCUCUUUAAAAAAAUGCUAGUUACUGAAUUUUGUAUUGUUUUACCUUUUUUUCCCUAAAUUUCAAUAUAUACAGAUUGAUGGAUGAUGUGCUUGAAAUCGGUGCAAAUAUAUACACACUCUUGUAAGUGCAGAGUAUGUAAGAAGUUUUAACAUUUACUUCACAGGAUUUGUAGUGAUUGUGUUAAAUUCUCACUAUUGUGUUUUCUUUUGCUCACUGUUUAGGACAGCAGUUUUUCUUUAAAAUAGUUUUACAGAUUAAAAUUGCUUAAAUAAGUGGAUUAAAAAAACUGACAAUGCAUGCUACUGUUCUCUUUUAAAAGGAAGAGCAACUGUGUUGAAUACUAAUAAUAAUGUAUUAGUAUUCAGUGUUUAGAAUCAUUGGGUCUCCCCACAAAGUGAGCAUUUCUUUUGAACUUGACAUUUCCAAGCUUAUUAUGAAUAAUAUUGCAGUGUGUAUUGUCAGCUGUAGGUGGCAAAAGUGCCACUAUAAAAAGAAAACUGGGUUUUCAAAAUGGGCUAUGGGAGCACAAGCUGAAGCUUUAGUGCCUUCUACAAUGUGGUAUACUGUUUUCUAGAAUUUUAUAUGUGGUAGUUACUCUCAAUUCAUAUGGAAUUUAGAUGGAUAUUCCAUUCACUCCCAUAGAGAAGUGUGCAAGUGGUAUGUCAGAAGAGCUUCUUACUUAGUUCACCCAAUAUGAGAGGGAAGUCCUAUUUUCAAGAGUGAUUUUAGAGCUUAAAACAACAAUGCAGUUUUGGGACCAUCAGUUUUAUACUGUGAUAAUUGAAAAUGAAGCAUGUUCUUAUUUUACUUAAAUCAAAGCAGACUCUUUAGUUGUCUACAUCGGAUGGCCUUAAUUAUUACCUCUCAAUCAUCUUCUCAUAAAUGAUGUGCAGAAAUUAUACUUAAAGGAGAAUACAUGAGGUGGUUUUAUGUUUAAGGGUAUGUUUACUUGAGUUUAAAAUACAGGUCAUUCGUCAUUCUUAGGCUCAAUUUUUGCAGAAAGUAUGCAAGUAGUAAAAUGACAACAUUGCUGGUAUUUUCCCCCAAAACCAUAACUCAUAGUGUCAGAACUCUUUCAUUGUUGUUAUAUUUCCAAAAAGUUAUACCUUUUAAUUAGCAUGUUAUUAAAAAAAAUCAAGUAUAAUUAUUUUAAUGCAAUCUAAUACAAUCAAAUUACUCAGUUGCCUUACCUCAUGGGAAGAGUUACUUAUAGAUUUAAAAAGCUGAGUAGCACAUCAGUUACUUGGUUUCAACUUGAGUUUUCUUUUAAUAUUAAUACUAUUGAAACUUAAGUAUUUGGUGGAGAAUGGAAAGAAUUGCCCUUAUUGCAAGUAAUGAAACCUGGUUUGAUUAUGAAGCUGCUUGAUUACUCUUCAUGUGUUCAGAAUUACUGUGUUUUUUUUUUUUCCUUUUUGUCACUGUACAUUAAAAGUUUUGAAAAUGCUUUACUAUGUAAAGUAUAGAUGGUCAUUUUAAUCAUUCAACCACAUACGGUUGGCUGGUAAACAGCUUAUUCUGAUACAAGAAUGCUUGGGUGCAUAUGGAAAGAUUGAAGGAGUGUGUGUCUUGCAUCAACAGCUGUCUUAUUUAUGAUAUGUAAGUAGAAUAGAGCAAAUGUUUGAAUCUUUGUUAUUUUUAGUACUGUUUCUCUAAUAAAGCUAAGUAUUUUAGAGGAAA